AUGGCAUCCCAAACUACUCUUCAAAAGAAACUUGCGGAGCUUCAAGAACCAAAGCAAACGCACCAAAACUCACGCCCCAAGAUCCAAAAGGUUGCCGAGUAUCUCCGAAAUAGAGAACAUUUUGAGAAGCAAUACUCACCCAAGUUUGUGUCAAUAGGUCCCAUCCAUCAUGACAGUCCAAAUCUCAAGUUAGGAGAGAACUAUAAGCUUACCUGGGCAGCAAAAUACAUCCAAACCACCCAACAAGAUCCAGAAUUUCUACACAAAAAGAUUGCCGAUAACAUUUUCGAACUCAAGAGUCGUUUUGCGGACGAUGUUUUAGCUUUAGCCAAUAUAGCGGAAUCUCUAAAAGACUUCCGCGGCCUUGAAGAAAAGCUGGCAUGGCUUUUGUUCGCGGAUGGUUGUUCUUUGCUGUAUAUUUUGAUAAAUGUGAAGCUUUAUCAACUUGAUAAACCAAAAGAUAGGAUUACUAACCUUGGCCAAAUUGAUGGUGUGAAUAUUAAUGUUGAUGAUGAUCCGGAACAUCUGAAUAUGAAGGUUGAUCAACUUGUUCUUGUGAUGAUGGACGUGCUUUUGUUGGAGAAUCAGCUUCCUUAUAAAGUAUUGAAGCUGUUGUGGAAAAAUGAGAACGAUAAAGAAUUGAUAGAUACUAUGAAGAAUUUUCUCAAAAAUUAUCAUUGGGCCACGCAGGAUAAGAAGACGACCUGGAGCAGGCCAGGCAUUUUCUCUAAUACUGGUCAAAUAAAAAAGACAAAAGCAGAAGAUGAUUUACCGAAUGAUAUCAUUGAGACACCAACUCAUCUUCUUGAUCUUCAGCGUAAAAUGAUCCUUCUCACAAAAUCUAAUUCCAAGACGGAAGCCAAUAAGGAAGCUAACUACGAGAUGAAACAAAGUGGAAAAUAUUCGGAAGAAAUGAUGACAUACAGGAACAUACAAGAUCUAACAGCAGUAGGAAUAAAACUCAAAUCAAGCAGAACACGAAGUCCAACAGACGUAGAUUUCUCGGAGGAUUGGUUUGCUGCGAAACUGACUCUUCCUGAGAUUGUUGUGGACGAUAACACAGCUGCUUCUUUCCUGAAUCUGAUAGCGUAUGAGAUGUGUCCAGAUUUUAAGAACGACUACGGAAUAUGUUCAUUUGCGGUUUUCAUGGAUUCUCUCAUUGAUCAUCCUGAAGAUGUGAAGAAAUUGAGAUCAAAAGGUAUUUUGGUGAAUUCACUUGGGAGUGAUGAGGAGGUUGCUAAUCUUUUCAACAUCAUAAGUACUGACUUGGUACUUAACCCAGAAACAUAUCUUAAAGUUAAAGCUAAAAUACACGAGCAUUACCGUAAUAAAUGCAAUAUUUGGAUAACGGAGGGUUGUAACACUUAUUUCAGCAAUCCUUGGGCUAUCACUGGUUUCAUUGCUGCGGUUAUUGCACUUGUUCUCACUUUCGUUCAAACAUGGUUUUCCAUUUUCCCAUCUCAUAAUUAA
This is a messenger RNA of Lathyrus sativus (Indian pea), 1470 nucleotides long. NCBI's taxonomy places the organism in Eukaryota, Viridiplantae, Streptophyta, Magnoliopsida, Fabales, Fabaceae. The record is from the annotation of a GenBank genome assembly.